Messenger RNA from Oreochromis niloticus (Nile tilapia), 2873 nucleotides. It is a transcript of the gene phactr3b, whose product is annotated as phosphatase and actin regulator 3b. Gene Ontology annotation, molecular function: actin binding. Gene Ontology annotation, biological process: actin cytoskeleton organization. Lineage: Eukaryota; Metazoa; Chordata; Actinopteri; Cichliformes; Cichlidae. Bases 300 to 1805 code for a protein of 501 amino acids. The transcript is spliced from 13 exons. The record is from RefSeq and is a predicted model, not a curated record.
UAUGAUUGCACAUCAACACUCACGGCUAGCUGCAGAUACAACUCGGUCGCUCACACUUUCUCCACUUUCAGCUCACUCCCGGCGUUCCCGUCGCUGUUUAAACAGCGUUUCCGCAACUUUUAGGAAGAGGAAAUUUGAACAUAAAGUAUUUUUUAAUAUUGUUAUCAUUGUGUGGUAAUUUAAGAAAGAAAAAGAAGAGGGAGAGAAACCAUCAGUUCAGCCGCUCGGCUCUUUGGGAAGAUAUGAUGUGAGCACCGUAGCUGCAGGAGGACUGGAUAACCGCGCAUCCUUUAAAUGUGAUGGACCAGCAGAGGGCUCUGCAUUCAGGUUGCCUGGUCUCAGGGGUCCGUACGCCUCCCGUUCGCCGCAACAGCAAGCUGGCCAGUCUGGGACGCAUCUUCAAGCCCUGGAAGUGGAGGAAAAAGAAAAAUGAGAAGCUGAAGCCCACAGGAGCAGUGGAGAAGAAGGCAGCUGUACGGCAGAAGAGGGAUGACCUCGUCAGGAGGAACCCCGGGGAGACCGAGACAGAGUCAGAUCUUGCUUGUGGGGGUAACAGUGAGGACCUGGACACCCCGCCUCACUCUGACGGUGAGGACAGAGACGAGGAGCCGGUGGCACCACUGGCCAACACUAAUGAAGACCUGGGCAGUGAUUUAGAAAGCUCAACAGUACAAGAUGUGACUGAAGUGGCAAAGACAGCAGGUGAUCAGAGUCAGAGUGAAGAUGGAGAAGAUGAAAGCACCUCAAUCAGUGACCCCAGCGAAGAGCAGAUGCAGGGCAAAGCGGAGGGUAUCGAGGGGAAGCAGGAGGCGGCGGCGACCAAGCCUCAGAGACGAGCCAGCACCCCUCCUCCACCCAGCCUGCCUGUCAAACUGCUCACCAGACUGGGCAGCUUAGAAGGUGCUCCUCCAGUGCCGGUGAAGAAGUCCCCGGCCACCUUACCCAGGAACUUCACUCUGCCCAAAGACCCUCAUGGCUCUCUGUUGAGAGGCAGGAUCUCCACACCCACCGGGUCCCCUCACCUCGGGGCAUUGCACCCACAGCUGCCCCCCAGCUGCAUCAUUGAGGAGCUGCACCGUGCCCUGGCUACCAAACACAGACAGGACAGUUUCCAGAUGAAGGAGGCGCGCUCGUCUCCGAAACGCCGUCCGGAGGGCCGCCUGUCUCGCACGUCCAGCACAGAGAAGGACCCGGCCGGAGAGUCCGAGAGCAAGAAGGAGUCUGACGAGAACAAGGAGAACUGGCGUCUGGAUGAAUACUUGAGCGACCAGGACAGCUGGAAUGAGUCUGUGAUCUCCGGGACCCUCCCACGCAGGAUGAAGAAGGAGCUGCUGGCUGUGAAGCUUCGGAACAGGCCCAGCAAGCAGGAGCUGGAGGACCGCAACAUCUUCCCCGUCCGCAGCGAUCAGGAGCGGCAAGAAAUCCGCCAACAGAUAGAGAUGAAGCUGGCCAAGAGACUGAGCCAGAGGCCGGCAGUGGAGGAGCUGGAGAGCCGGAACAUUUUGAAGCAGAGAAAUGACCAGACUGAGCAGGAGGAGAGGAGGGAGAUCAAACAGCGGCUGAACAGAAAGUUGAACCAGCGGCCGACGGUAGAUGAGUUGCGGGACAGAAAGAUCCUAAUUCGUUUUAGCGACUAUGUGGAAGUGGCCAAAGCUCAGGACUAUGACAGGAGAGCCGACAAGCCCUGGACCAGACUGUCAGCUGCUGACAAGGCAGCGAUACGGAAGGAGCUGAACGAGUUCAAAAGCAACGAGAUGGAAGUUCAUUCUUCGAGCAAGCAUCUGACAAGGUUCCACCGGCCUUAGCAAGGUUUCUUCUGUGAAGAGUUGCUUAAAUCUGGUUCCGUCAGUGAAGACCUUGCACAAAGUCUUCCAUUGGCCUGCAGCCACUGGGUGUCCUGAUAUUUGGGUCCGUUGAACCUUUGGAGGCUAUGUCUCUAGAAAUGGAUCUGCCAGCAGAAGGACGGGGGGGGUGCCCCCAGCAAGCUCCACUUCUGCUCAGAAGACCAUCUCCUUAACCCUCACUUCACCUUGUCAGCGGAGCAGGAAGAGCUGAGGUUGUGCAUUCGCCAUAAUAAACAAAGCAGAGACUUCUUUUUGUUUUUGUAAACGGACUCUUUUAAAAGACGCUCUUUUUUGACACGGGGGAGGGGGGAGCACGUGCAUGUGACCGAGUCGACCAAUCCCACUCCAGUAUCAGUAGUCACAUCCCCGAGCUGUGUCGGAGUCUCGCUGAUUCAGUUGAUGAUGAUUUUCAUAUCGGCAGUGUACAUGUUCUUAAACAGAAACCUUGUCUGUGUACAAGAUGAAAAUCCCUUUGUAAGCACUAUUUAUUGUCUGCACAAUACAGGCUUUCAAAUUUGUAAAAACAAACUCUCCUGGUCUUGUGUGUACAGUGUUCUUCAGAUCAUAUUUUAAUAUCAAAAAGCACAAGAGAUAUGUGGGAUAUUUUAGAAAUGUGAUUCAAAGUCUUUUUUUCCUCAGAGAGGUAAGAAUUAGGGUGACGGAUGAUAGCUGGCUAAGGCUGAUGAAUGGGUUGUAAUCCCCUAGAUUUAUGUCAGUUUUAGUGAGUAGAUGAUAACAUUUGAGUGAAGUUCACCUCGUCACAUCAGAUGAAGCAGCAAUUAGUUGGCAGAAUGCAGGCAGUGACCUGUUUCUUAUCCUCACGCUCUGUCAUCCUUGCACAAAUGGCUCUCUGUGCCGGGGACAUCAUGUGGGUUUAAACUCCCUCGUGAAAACAAGCUCACCUGACUGCAUUUGUCCAAUUUGGAGCGAGCUGCUGAUCUAAUAAGCUUUAAUGCCGCCGACACAGGAACGGGAAUAAGAACGAGCCGUUGUGUCAAACCUGAAUAUUAUAUGACAAACGCAUUAAAA